Molecule: messenger RNA, 933 nt
Organism: Sordaria macrospora k-hell
Lineage: Eukaryota; Fungi; Ascomycota; Sordariomycetes; Sordariales; Sordariaceae
Cellular component (GO): membrane
Molecular function (GO): palmitoyl-(protein) hydrolase activity
Source: RefSeq, a predicted model, not a curated record
AUGCCCGGAUUCCCUCCUAAUUCACGAUGGGAGCUCAUUGACAACUAUGAUAACCACUGCGGUGGAAUCAAGUGGGCGGAUGAGAGGACCCGAGCCGCGGACGGGACGGACCUAGCCAUGGCCGUUACAACCGUCCCAAUGCAAAAGGGCAAGUCCCCUACAGACAACAAGGCUGCGAAGGCCCAUAUAUAUGUCCUCUAUUUUCAAGGAAACGCUGCAUCAAUACCACCGCGACUGCCGGAUUUGUCAUGGGUGCUUCGAAAUGUCAAUGACAGCCACAAUCCGGAUCUAGCACCUUUACAAAUAACCUUUGUUUGCCUGAGUUACAGGGGAUACUGGACGUCCCGGGGCCGACCCUCGGAGGAUGGUCUGAAGCUUGAUGCCGAAGCGGGUGCGCGUUGGAUCUCCCAGCAUCAUGAACAUCUGUAUGGAUUAGAGAGCGAGGCUCCUGUACCCAUUCUGCUGCUUUGGGGACAAAGUAUCGGUUGCAGUGUGGCUACCAACCUCGCUGCGACAGGCAGAAUACCAGCAAAUAUUCCAGUCCGGGGCUUACUCCUCGAGACUCCGUUCCUGUCGGUCAGGACCAUGUUGGAGACACUAUACCCUCAAAAGUGGCUCCCGUACAAGCACCUUUGGCCGUUUUUGCGCAACCAUUUGGAUAGCUGGGCAAACCUGGGAACCAUUGCCAGCACGGCAAAGCAAAGGGGAAGCCGACCACCAAACAUUUUCAUCCUUGAGGCCGAGAGAGACGAGCUCGUUCCCCCAGAACAUGCCGAGCGGCUGCUCGAUAGAUGUCAGGACUUAGGCUUGCCGGUUGAACGGGUCAAGUCUCCGGCGGCGUUUCACAGCGAUGCCAUUAUGAGGGUUGAAGGAAAGAGGCUGGCUGCCCUUGGCAUUGUGCGACUGACGAAGCAAGCAUUGGAUGGCGGCUGA